Molecule: messenger RNA, 2610 nt
Organism: Etheostoma spectabile (orangethroat darter)
Lineage: Eukaryota; Metazoa; Chordata; Actinopteri; Perciformes; Percidae
Product: sodium- and chloride-dependent GABA transporter 2
Exons: 12
Coding region: 237-2087 (616 amino acids)
Biological process (GO): amino acid transport; nitrogen compound transport; sodium ion transmembrane transport
Cellular component (GO): cell projection; plasma membrane
Molecular function (GO): gamma-aminobutyric acid:sodium:chloride symporter activity
Source: RefSeq, a predicted model, not a curated record
AUUUGUAUUUUUACAGUAUACAAUAGUGUUGUGAGAGAAAUUAUAGUCCCCCUGCCAGAUGCGCGUGCAGAAAUCAUCUGGUCCUUGAGUGUGCUGUGGAGUACAGAUAAAGGACACACACCCACAUUAGUCUGUCCUUGAGACACAAAUUGCAGAUAAGUGAGGCCGCCAAAGAAACAGUCAGAAAAUACACCCAAAUUCUAGCUGUAUAAUCCCGUCUGCAACAAUAACCAGUGAUGGCCGACCAGCGGCAUCAGCAAGGAAACCCGCUGCGGAAUAAGCGCUACCAAGGCUGCCUCCCCAAUGGGAAAGAAUCAACCAAAGACGGCCUGCAUGCCAGGGGACAGUGGGCUAACAAGGCUGAGUUCCUCCUGGCCGUGGCGGGGCAGAUCAUCGGCCUGGGCAACGUCUGGAGGUUUCCUUACCUCUGCUACAAGAACGGAGGAGGUGUGUUCUUCGUACCCUACCUGUUGUUCCUGGUGCUGUGCGGCAUCCCCCUGUUCCUCUUGGAGACCUCACUGGGACAGUACACCAGCAUGGGAGGGGUCAGCGCCUGGAGGACUAUCUGCCCAUUAUUUGGAGGUCUCGGCUACGCCAGUCAGGUGAUGAUACUGCAUGGCUGCGUGUACUACAUCGUCAUCCUGGCCUGGGCUCUCUUCUACCUGACCUACAGCUUCGAGGCAGAGCUGCCCUGGUCACACUGUAACAACACAUGGAACACUGAGGCGUGUGUCCUGUUUGACCGCCACAACCAGACAGCCAAUGUGAGCAGCCUGCCUGAGAACGCCACCUCCCCUGUCAUAGAGUUUUGGGAGCGGGAAGUGCUUCGUCUCUCCAGCAGUUUAGACGAGCUGGGUCCAAUCAGUUGGAAGCUCGCUCUGUGUCUCGCCAUCAUCUGGUUCGUGUGUUACUUCUGUGUCUGGAAGGGAGUCAAGUCCACCGGAAAGGUGGUGUACCUGACAGCCACCUUCCCAUAUGUCAUGCUGUUUGUGCUGCUGGUGCGCGGGGCCACCCUGCCCGGAGCGACCCAGGGCAUCAUCUACUACCUCAAGCCUAACCACACCCGCCUGGCAGACCCCCAGGUAUGGAUGGAUGCAGGUACCCAGGUGUUUUUCUCAUAUGGAAUCUGUUUGGGAAGUCUCACGGCCCUCGGCAGUUACAACAAAUACAACAACGACUGCUACAAGGACUCCUUCCUUCUGUGCCUCCUGAACAGCGCCACCAGUUUCGUGGCGGGUUUCGCCAUCUUCUCGGUGCUGGGCUUCAUGGCUGAGGAGCAGGGCGUGGACAUAGCCACCGUGGCCCAGUCAGGACCUGGCCUUGCCUUCAUUGCCUACCCGAGAGCUGUCGCCAUGAUGCCUGUACCCCAACUGUGGGCCAUCUGCUUCUUCCUCAUGAUCAUCAUGCUGGGGCUGGACACUCAGUUUGUGAGCCUGGAGGCCCUGAUGACGUCCGUGACUGACCUGUACCCCCAUCUGAUCCGCCGGGGCCACCGCAGGGAGCUGCUGCUGCUCUUCGUCUGCAUCGUCUGCUUCCUGCUCGGACUGGUCAUGGUCACGCCGGGGGGGCUGUAUGUGUUCCAGAUCUACGACCAUUUCUCCUGCAGUGGAGCCAGCCUGCUGCUUCUCUCCAUCUUCCAGUCUCUGGCCAUCGGCUGGGUCUACGGUACUCAACUCCUCUUUUCUUUCUUUCAUUCUUCUCCUGUACUCCCCUUUCAUUUCCCUUCUUCCUCUCCUCCCCACCUUCUCUUUUCAUUUCCUUUCUUUCCCACCAUUGCUUUUCCUCCUCUCCUCUCAUUAUUUCCUUUCAUCCUCUUAGUUUUCAUCUUUCCUCUCCUUUCCUCUUUCCUCUCAUUUCGUUCCCUUUCCUUUUUUUCCAUUUCCUUGCGCCCUCUCCCAUACUUUCCUUUUUUUCAAUCUCCCCUCCACCUUUUCCUCUCCUCCACAGCCUCACAGGUUCUCUUUUGUCUUUGCUGUCUUUUCUUUAAUCAAAGACAUAUUUUAUACGUCAGAAAUAUCCGACCAUUGCAUUCCACUUCUGAUUUUAAUGAAAUUAUGUCGGAGCUCAUUAGGCUGACAGCAGGCUAAAUAAAUCUUAGGUUGAUUCCUGUCAGUACACACGGAAAAUAGAAAGAAAGAGCAGUGCCAAGAAUUAAACACUUUAUCACUCCACUAAUGAAAGUAGUCAAAAAAAAUCGGAUUAACACACAAAGUCCACGUUUUCCCCUCCUUGUGCAUUCCAGUCGGAGUCAGCAGACAGUAUAUUAACAUGGCUGCAGCUACCCACUGUUGUAAGGAGACUGGCUCCUAGCCAGGCCCCUGUCUGUCUCCUCCGGGCCCUAAAUCAGCCUCCGGGCCCCGUCGCCUCUCAGUCUCAGUCUGGCGGCCCCAGGGAGCCCCUGUCCCAGCCAAACCUGGGGGCUCUAGAUCAUUUACAAAAACAUUGUUUGUUUAAGAGUGAGAUAGGUGGAAUGUGCCCCUGUACAUACAUCAGGACAAUACAGUAAGAGCCAGAGCCUGGUGCAUGUUAAAGAAGAGAGCAGUGCCAUCGCAGGUGAUAACAAAAAGGUAAGUAGAUGAGCUGUGUGUGUGUGUGUGUGUGUGUGUGUGU